GAAAGGUGGUAUUUUUGGUGUACCUUUGGGGUUGGCACUGAGAGACAUAAAGUGUCUUUCUAUCUUUUCUACUGAGUUCCGCCAUUUUCAUGCUUCCAUCUUCACACACUACACACAAAUGGAGAGUUCUUUACUCUUCUUCUUUCUCUCCUUCACAACUUCACUCGUUCUCCUUCUCCCUUUUACAUCUUCUCAGAUCAUGCAAGGUUUUGUAAGUUUGGACUGUGGAGGGACAGAAAGUUUCACCGAUGAAAUAGGUCUUGAUUGGACUCCUGAUAAUAAGCUUACAUAUGGAGAAAUAGCCACUAUAUCUGUUGCGAACGAGACACGAAAGCAAUACUCGACGUUACGGUAUUUUCCUGCUGAUUCUAGGAAAUAUUGUUACACACUUGAUGUUAUUAGUAGGACGAGGUAUUUGUUAAGGGCGACUUUCUUGUAUGGGAACUUUGACAAGAACAAUGUUUAUCCUAAGUUUGAUAUUUCUGUUGGAGCUACUCAUUGGUCUACUAUUGUUAUAUCGGAUGCUGAUAGUAUAGAAAUGAGAGAGCUUAUAUUUUUGGCUUCGAGUUCAACUGUGAGUGUGUGUUUGUCUAAUGCGACAACUGGACAGCCGUUUCUGUCUACGCUUGAGCUUCGACAAUUCAACGGUUCGGUUUAUUUUACGGAAUUUGAGAAACAGUUUUACCUGAGUGUCUCUGCAAGGAUCAAUUUUGGUGCGGAGAGUGAUGCUCCAAUCAGGUACCCUGAUGAUCCUUUUGAUAGAAUUUGGAUGUCGGAUUCUGUUAAGAAAGCAAAUUAUCUUGUUGAUGUCGCUGCUGGAACUGAGAAAAUUUCUACCAAUGAACCAAUUUUUGUUAACCGAGAUGAUAUACCACCGAUGAAAGUGAUGCAGACAGCGGUAGUAGGUACAAAUGGAUCUUUAACUUACCGGUUGAAUUUGGAUGGUUUUCCUGGCACUGCUUGGGCAGUCACCUAUUUUGCAGAGAUUGAAGAUUUGCGUCCAACUGAGUCUAGAAAAUUCAGGCUGAUGCUUCCAGGCCAGCCUGAAAUUAGCAAGAUCAUUGUGAAUAUUGCCGAAAAUGCUCUUGGGAAAUAUCGCCUUUAUGAACCGGGAUUUGUCAAUCUAACCCUACCUUUUGUGCUUUCCUUUAAAUUCGGCAAGACAGCUGAUUCGUCCAAGGGGCCUCUCCUUAAUGCCAUGGAGAUAAAUAAGUAUCUUGAGAAAAAUAAUGGUUCACCGGAUGUUGAAGCUAUUUCGGGAGUGCUUUCUCGCUAUUCUUCAGCAAACUGGACUCAAGAAGGAGGUGAUCCAUGUCUUCCUGUUUCCUGGUCAUGGAUCCACUGUAGCUCGGAUCCACAACCAAGAAUAAUUUCAAUCUUGUUAUCCAGUAAAAACUUGACUGGGAAUAUUCCUUCAGAUAUUACCAAAUUGGUUGGUCUGGUUGAACUAUGGCUUGAUGGAAAUAUGUUGACCGGCCCAAUACCCGAUUUUACUGGUUGCACGGACUUAAAGAUCAUCCAUCUUGAAAAUAAUCAGUUCACCGGUGAGCUCCCAGCCUCCUUGGUGAAUCUUCCGAGUUUGAGGGAACUAUAUGUUCAAAAUAAUAUGCUAUCUGGAGCAGUACCGCCAGAGCUUCUAAGCAAGAAUUUGGUUUUAAAUUACUCCGGAAACAUUAACCUACAUAAAGGAAGCAAAACAAAGAGCCACAUAUAUAUUAUUAUUGGUUCAGCAGUUGGGGCUUCUGUUCUACUUUUGGCUACUGUUAUAUCUUGCUUGGUUAUGCGUAAAGGCAAGAAAAAAUAUUAUGAGAAAGACCACAUAGUUUCUGUCCCUUCUUGGAAGAGUGAUGAUCCUGCAGAAUCGGCUCACUGCUUCAGCUUAGCUGAAAUUGAAAGUGCUACAAACAACUUUGAGAAAAGAAUCGGUUCUGGUGGUUUUGGAAUUGUAUAUUAUGGAAAACUGAAAGAAGGAAAAGAGAUAGCAGUUAAAGUUCUUAGGAAUAAUUCCUAUCAAGGCAAGCGUGAGUUCUCCAAUGAGGUGACUCUUCUAUCAAGAAUACAUCACAGAAACUUGGUACAACUUCUUGGGUAUUGUCGAGAAGAAGAUAAUAGUAUUCUCGUGUACGAGUUCAUGCAUAAUGGCACACUCAAGGAACAUCUCUAUGGCCCUUUAGUGCACGGACAAAGUAUAAGUUGGAUUAAACGCCUUGAGAUUGCAGAAGACUCUGCCAAAGGAAUUGAAUACCUUCAUACAGGUUGUGUUCCUGUAGUUAUUCAUAGAGACUUGAAAAGUAGCAAUAUUCUUCUUGACACACACAUGAGAGCCAAGGUUUCAGAUUUCGGUCUUUCCAAACUCGCUGUUGAUGGAGUCUCCCAUGUUUCAAGCAUAGUUCGCGGAACAGUAGGAUACCUGGAUCCUGAGUACUAUAUUUCCCAACAACUAACUGACAAGAGCGAUGUGUAUAGCUUUGGUGUAAUUCUUCUAGAACUCAUAUCUGGUCAAGAAGCAAUAUCAAAUGAAAGUUUCGGGAUUCAUUGCCGAAACAUAGUCCAAUGGGCAAAAUUGCACAUUGAGAGUGGGGAUAUACAAGGCAUCAUUGAUCCCUUACUAGGAAACAACUAUGACCUACAAUCAAUGUGGAAAAUAGCAGAGAAAGCAUUGAUGUGUGUUCAACCUCAUGGAGAUAUGCGUCCAUCGAUCUCGGAAGUUUUAAAGGAGAUCCAAGAUGCAAUAUCUAUUGAGAGAGAAGCUGAAACAUCGCGAGAAUGCAAUUCUGAUGAGGUUUCAAAAAAUUCUUUUCAUUCUUCCAUGAACAUAGGUUCAAUGGAUCUCGGUAGAGUUGAGAGUUUCCUUUCAAUCGAUGAAUCGAUUGCGCAACCUACUGCAAGAUAGAUUUAUUUUCUCUAGUGAAAAAGCACAAUGUUUUUCUAUUUAUUUUUUCCUCGAAUUUUAUUUAUCAGUUCUCCCGUUUUUUGAGUGUUCAUAUUGUGUAUGUUCUUGUUCGAGUUAGUGUUUGAUGCUUGUAGGAGCUCAGUUUUCUGCUUUUAAAUGAUUUUGUUUGCCGUUAACAAUGUUUCUAAUUUGCUUUAUAAAUAUAAACAAUUUGUUUUGAGA
Messenger RNA from Vicia villosa (hairy vetch), 3115 nucleotides. RefSeq names its product probable LRR receptor-like serine/threonine-protein kinase At1g67720. The record is from RefSeq and is a predicted model, not a curated record. Lineage: Eukaryota; Viridiplantae; Streptophyta; Magnoliopsida; Fabales; Fabaceae. The transcript has 15 exons. Gene Ontology annotation, molecular function: protein kinase activity; protein binding; ATP binding. Gene Ontology annotation, biological process: protein phosphorylation. The coding region runs from base 119 to 2893 and encodes 924 amino acids.